ACCAAAAACAAAAACACUUCAAUCUUUUUUCUUCAUCCAUCCAUCCAUCCAUCUAUUAUUAUUAUAUAUCAUCAUGGCUACAAUUGAAAACCCCCUCACAAUUACUGAAAAAGUUUAUGUUAGAGUUAGACUUGCAAAUGAAAAUGAUAUACAUCAUAUAUACAAACUUUUUUACCAAAUUCAUGAAUAUCAUAAUUACACUCAUCUUUACAAAGCUACUGAAUCUUCCCUUUGUGACCUUUUAUUCAAUAAAACAAACCCUAGUCCUUUAUUUUAUGGUCCUUCAAUACUUCUACUUGAAGUAUCGCCAACGCCUUUUUCAGAUAUUGAUAGUAAAGACGAAAAAUUUAAGCCUGUCCUAAAAAAAUUUGACCUAAGGGCAAAUGUUGUAGACAAAGAAGCCGAUGAAUUCAAGUCCAAUUCGAUCAAUGAUGAUGAUAAAAACAACGUUUUUAUUGCUGGAUAUUCAUUUUUUUACGCGAAUUAUUCGUGUUUUUAUGAUAAGGCUGGGAUUUAUUUUGAGAGUCUUUAUUUUAGGGAAAGUUAUAGGAAAUUGGGCAUGGGAAGAUUGUUGUUUGGGACAGUUGCAUCAAUUGCUGCAAAUAAUGGAUUUUCAUCAGUUGAGGGAAUUGUGGCAGUUUGGAAUAAAAAAUCAUAUGAUUUUUAUGUUGAUAUGGGGGUUGAAAUAUUUGAAGAAUUUAGGUAUGGGAAAAUGGUUGGUGAUGCUUUACAAAAAUAUGCUGACCCUAAGGAGAUUUGAUCAUGAAAAUAUUUAAAUUUAUUUUGCAGUUUUUUUUUUUUUUUUUUCUCAUUUUGUAAAAGCAAUAUUUAUUACUACUAUAUGUGUAUUGAUUUGUGUUUGGAAAUGUUGGAUGAAUUAAACAUGUUUUUUUUUCCUGGUUUAAUUUCCUAUAU
Messenger RNA from Solanum stenotomum, 915 nucleotides. Its product is annotated as tyramine N-feruloyltransferase 10/30-like. The transcript has a single exon. The coding region runs from base 74 to 760 and encodes 228 amino acids. The record is from RefSeq and is a predicted model, not a curated record. Gene Ontology annotation, molecular function: N-acetyltransferase activity. Lineage: Eukaryota; Viridiplantae; Streptophyta; Magnoliopsida; Solanales; Solanaceae.